AUGGCGGGGAGCGGCCGAGCCGGGGCGGCCCCGGCCCCGCGGGAGCACCGCCUGCAGCCCGGGGACACCCUGCCGGGGCUGGCGCUGCGCUACGGGGUGACGAUGGAGCAGAUCCAACGCGCCAACCGCCUCUACUCGUCCGACACCAUUUUCCUGAAACCCUCCCUGCUCAUCCCCGCGCCCUGCCCGGGCCCCCAGCGCCUCCCUGGGGACGUUCCCGGGGAUGGGGACAUCCCUGGGGACAUCCCUGGGGACGGGGACAUCCCUGGGGACAUCCCUGGGGACACCCCCGGGCCCUCCCGCCGCGACCUCACGGCCUCGGAUUUCCUGCGGCGCCUGGACGCGGAGAUCGGGCGCUCCAAGGAGGCGGCGCAGCAGCUGCAGAGCCACAGUGACAGGUGGGAACUGGGGCCUGGUGUCACUGUGUGUCCCCACAGCCCUGGGGGUGGCCCUGUCCCCGUGUCCCCCCGGGGGGCCCGGCUGGGACCUCGACCCCUGACCAGGACACCGAGAGCGGCGGCGCUGAGGGACAGCGAGGACGAGAUCUUCACCUUGUGACAACGGGGACAUUGGGGACAGCGAGGACGAGAUCUUCAUUUUGUGACAUUGGGGACAUCAAUGGGGACAUUGGGGACAUCAGUGUGACACUGAAAUGGGACAUUGGGGACGUCAGGAACAGCGAGGACGAGAUCUUCACUUUGUGACAUUGAAAUGGACACUGGGGACAUUGGGGACAAGAUCUUCACCUUGUGCCACUGGGGACAUUGAAAUGGACACUGGGGACAC
Catharus ustulatus (Swainson's thrush) is the source of this 786-nucleotide messenger RNA. RefSeq names its product LysM domain containing 1 (gene LYSMD1). NCBI's taxonomy places the organism in Eukaryota, Metazoa, Chordata, Aves, Passeriformes, Turdidae. The coding region runs from base 1 to 558 and encodes 185 amino acids. The transcript has 4 exons. The record is from RefSeq and is a predicted model, not a curated record.